Molecule: messenger RNA, 4133 nt
Organism: Pundamilia nyererei
Lineage: Eukaryota; Metazoa; Chordata; Actinopteri; Cichliformes; Cichlidae
Product: C-terminal-binding protein 2-like
Exons: 9
Coding region: 49-3624 (1191 amino acids)
Biological process (GO): regulation of transcription by RNA polymerase II
Cellular component (GO): nucleus
Molecular function (GO): DNA-binding transcription factor binding; transcription coregulator binding; NAD binding
Source: RefSeq, a predicted model, not a curated record
UUUUCUUUCCUCUGUUAACAGAUUUUCAGCUUUUUUUCUUUUUCGCCAAUGCUUGUCCCUAACAAAGUGAGCCUCGGACGCUCCCACAGUUGGGACACGUUAGGGGGGAAUGAGGGUCAGUGGGAAAGACCUGACAGCGUGUACGAACAGCAGGCAAGAGUAACAGGCCGGCGGAGCUCUUUGUCAUACGGAGAGGGAGGAGGGUGGUAUGAGCCACCACCUGGGGUGCGUCUUCCUGACCUCGAUUUGAAACGCGACCCAUAUUCCUACCAAGAUUCCCUUUACGGACAGGUUUACGCCGAGAGACACGACCCACGGGGGCUUAGGAAGGGCUCUGUGCCAGAUCUAAACCACUACGAACGAGUGCCCAUGGCUCAUCGAGGAUCCAUUCCACACCAGGACUACUACUCCCAUGACCCAGCCAUGACUCCUCGGCCACCGGAGGCCUUUUACCGAUCUGAGCAUCAGCCUCCGCUGCCUCAUCCUCUCAGCAGGUCGGGCUCACAUUUAGGAAUGACACCUGGGGCUCGUACUGCGUGGGAUCAAGGUCAGGUAGUGCGGGCUGGAUCUCAAGGGCCCCCAUCACCUUUACCUCCUCCUCCUCCUCCAAGCACUCAUGAAUUGAAUAGGGCAUAUAGAGAACCUGGUGCUAUAACUUCUGCUAAGAUAUCCCUUCGAGACCCCCCUCCUGCUCACUAUGGAAUGGAGCAGCCGUCUCCUCGGUAUGCCAGUGAGCCUCCGCCUCUGACAAGUCAGUCCGUUUAUACUGAUGCUAAUGGCCGCCCUCUGGAUCCGCAGCAGCAGGCUGCCACCUGUCUAGUGGUAGAUCCAGCCAGUCAAAGCAUGAUUAUGAGGCAAGAGACAGCCUCACCGUUAACCAUCCAGCAACAGCAUCAAUUACAGCAUCAGCAACAAAUACAGCAGCAACAGUUACAACAGCAGCAACAAAUACAACAGCAACAGUUACAACAGCAUCAACAAAUACAACAGCAGCAGUUCCAACAGCAACAACUUCAGCAGCAGCAGUUACAGCAGCAACAACUACAACAGCAACAAAUACAACAACAGCAAAUUCAGCAACAGCAUCUUCAGCAAGAACAGUUGCAGCAACACCAUCUGCAACAGCAACAACCUCAACCUCUGCCACCUCCGCCUACCAUGCCGGUCACUGACCCUAACCUUUCUAUGGCUGCACCACUUCCUGCUCCACCUACUCCAGUCCAUACUGCAGCAAUUGCCCCUGCUGCACCUCCACCUCUGCAAGUGGUUCCAACUCCAGCCCCUCCUCCCCCAGCUACUCCACUCCCUGCCCCUCUUCCCGCUCCUCCACCAACCGCCCCACAGACUCCUUUGCCGGUGGAUCCCAAGAAGUCGGUCGAUCCAGAGUUUCUUUCUCUGUUGCGAAACGAGGGCCUCUCAGAGAGCACCAUCUCCUCACUUAUCCAGCAGGGGUUUGACUCCACUAGCAUGCUGGCUGUCAUGGAGGAGAACGAUGUCCGCACAGUUGCCCCAAACCUCGGUCAGGCUCGUGUGCUGUCUCGCCUGGUCCACCAUUACAAGCGCCCAAUAGAAGCUACACCAGCCCCCUCCCAACCUCAAACGCCCAUGCGAGGUCGCUCUAAUAGCUUUAGCCAUCGCGCAGACAUCUAUCAACCACACCACCACCAUCAUCAUCCACCACAUACCCCACAACCUUUAGCAGUAGAUCCCCAACUAAUGCCCCCACCAACACCUGGGGCCAUGCAAACUAUCUCUCCGCGGAUGGGAGAAGUAAUCGGUAGAAGGCCCAGCAGUGCUCCCUCGCAGCAGUUACUGGAAGCCUCUGGAGGAUACCCGGGCCAACCCACUCGUUCACCAGGGCCAUACGCUGGAGCCCUCAUGCCUGUCCAAUCAAGACCCAUGUCAGCCUACUCUUCUGGGAUGCCAGGGUUGCCUAUGCCAGGUAUGCAGAUAAUGCCUCACCAGAUGACUGGGUCAAUGCCUGCCAUUGCGGGGUCCAUUCACUCGAUGCCAGGUAUGCCACAGCAGAUGCCUAUAUCCAUGCCUGCUUUACCACAGCCACCGCAACAGGUACCAAAAGCAUACUCUACCAACUACACAGUGCCCAUAGAGCUGAUGAAGAGGGACAGGAACUUAGUGCCAUUGUCACCCAUGCACAGCCCUCACCCUAGUCCUCAGCUGAUCCGAAAGGGUGGGGGACCAGGAUCAGACAAUGCUCUCGUUCCCGUGGGAGCACCCGUUCAAGGCCAAGGUGCCCUGGCUGCUAACCAGAAGCUAAGUCGACGCACGGGUCCACCAGUCAUCGUGUCGACUAUGGCAUCUCCAGAUACAAGUAUUCGGCCCCAGAUUAUGAACGGGCCUAUGCACCCGCGCCCUCUGGUGGCGCUGCUGGAUGGGCGCGACUGCACUGUGGAGAUGCCCAUCCUCAAAGAUCUGGCCACCGUGGCUUUCUGUGACGCUCAGUCCACGCAGGAGAUACAUGAAAAGGUGCUGAAUGAGGCCGUAGGGGCCAUGAUGUACCACACCAUCACCCUGACCAGAGAGGACUUGGAGAAGUUCAAGGCGCUGCGCAUCAUCAUUCGCAUCGGCAGCGGCUACGACAACAUCGACAUCAAGGCUGCCGGGGAGCUCGGCAUUGCAGUGUGUAAUAUUCCCUCAGCGGCCGUAGAAGAAACAGCAGACUCGACGCUUUGUCACAUCCUUAACCUGUACCGGCGAAACACCUGGCUGUACCAGGCUCUUCGGGAGGGCACGCGGGUCCAGAGCGUGGAGCAGAUCCGGGAGGUGGCGUCAGGAGCAGCCAGGAUCCGAGGAGAGACGUUGGGCCUGAUCGGAUUUGGUCGUUCAGGCCAGGCAGUGGCCAUGCGGGCCAAGGCGUUUGGCUUCAACGUGAUCUUCUACGACCCCUACCUCCAGGACGGCUUGGAGCGCUCGCUGGGCGUGCAGCGAGUCUAUACUCUCCAGGACCUGCUCUACCAGAGCGACUGCGUCUCCCUGCACUGCAACCUGAACGAACACAACCACCACCUCAUCAACGACUUCACCAUCAAACAGAUGCGUCAAGGUGCUUUCUUGGUCAACUGUGCACGUGGGGGUCUAGUGGAUGAGAAGGCUUUGGCUCAGGCCCUGAAAGAAGGAAGGAUACGGGGCGCCGCCUUGGACGUCCAUGAGUCAGAACCUUUCAGCAGUUUUUCCCAAGGUCCGCUAAAAGACGCCCCCAACUUGAUCUGCACACCCCACACUGCCUGGUACAGCGAGCAGGCAUCGCUGGAGAUGAGAGAGGCCGCUGCCACAGAAAUUCGCAGAGCCAUAACCGGUCGUAUUCCCGAGAGCCUCCGAAACUGCGUCAACAAAGAGUUCUUUGUUACCACGGCGCCUUGGGGAAUGAUGGAGCAGCAGCAGCCUCAAGUUCACCCGGAGAUCAAUGGUGCCGCCUACAGAUUUCCUCCUGGCGUGGUGGGCGUCGCCCCCGGUGGGAUUCCCGGACCUAUGGAGGGGUUGGUUGCCGGGGGAGUUCCCAUCGCCCACACCCUGCCCCCUGGCACCCAUCCGUCACAGGCCACCUCCCCCAACCAGCCCUCCAAACACGGCGACCCCAUGAGAGAGCACAUGACUGAGCCGUAGGACUGCUGCUGUAGCUGAGAAGAGGAGGAAACUAAAAAUUGAUGUAAACUAAAAAAACAAACAAACAAACCCAGCGACCUAACAACUCAACCAUCCGACUAUACGUACGCUUGAUUUCAGCCAUCCGAACCUACCAGCAGACUGCCUGCCGGGCAACGUUUCACACUUUUUCUUCUUCUUCUUUUUUUUUUUUUUGUGAAACCACUAAGUGAGGACAGUGGACGUUAAUACACAAAUGAGCUGCCGCACGGAUCUGAAAUCUCCCCUCCCUUCAUAUCUUUUAUCUUCAUUCCUUCUCGAUUUACACAAUACUUUUUGUUUUAGUAUAUUUUAGGGAGAUUUCCUCCUGACUUAUGGGACACGUUGACAGUAGCCACGUGCAGGAUGGAAACCCUCCCCUCAAGCUCAACAGGGCGACCCUGUUUCCUUCAGUCGCGCCCAUUUCAGCACAAACAUACCCUGUGUUUUGUUUUGUUUUUCUUAGACUUUCUUCUUUUUAUCCUAUAUUA